Messenger RNA from Osmia lignaria (orchard mason bee), 5139 nucleotides. RefSeq names its product histone lysine demethylase PHF8. The record is from RefSeq and is a predicted model, not a curated record. NCBI's taxonomy places the organism in Eukaryota, Metazoa, Arthropoda, Insecta, Hymenoptera, Megachilidae.
AGUCGGAAAAUUAAAUUCGACUAUAAUAACCACGAAAAAUGGAGUUACCAGUUACGUACUGUUUAUGUGGCCGUUCUUACGAUUUCGAACAAUUUAUGAUACAAUGUGACGUCUGCAAAGAGUGGUAUCAUGGAGGUUUUUACAGGAAAAGGGCUAGGUGUUGUUGAUACUAACAUAACCUAUUUAAAAGGACAAAUAUUUACGUUUGUUCUUUCGAUGUUUAAGCGAAUCACAUGAUAAAACGUAGCUAUUUAAAUGAUGUGUAUCUGUAAAGGAGUACAUGUCCAUAGAUCUCGACAAAUAUCAUUGUCCACGUUGUGAAGCCAUGUGUGGACCAUCGCUCAUGAAAGUAAGGUUAAAUUGGCAUAGACAUGACUAUUCUGAAGUGGAUGCAGAUACAAAACCAGUUCAAACUGGUACACCGGUAUUCAUAAGAGAAUUAAAGUCCAGACAUUUUCCGAAAGCGGAUGAAAUUGUUAAACAUGUCAGAGGACAACAAUUGACUCUUCAGUAUUUACAAACAAAUGGUUUUGAAACUCCUAUUAUAAUCGAUGGAAAAGAUGGACUGGACAUGACCGUACCGCCCCCAAAUUUUAGCGUUUACGAUGUAGAAAGUUACAUAGGUGGAGAUCGAGACAUGGAUGUAAUCGAUGUUACAAGACAAAGUAAUAUAAGAAUGAAAUUAAGAGACUUUGUUGAAUAUUACAAUUCCCCUUGCAGGACAAGGGUUCUUAAUGUGAUUAGUCUUGAAUUUACAAAUACCGGUCUUUCACCAAUGGUCGAAGCACCAUACAUCGCGCGUAAACUCGACUGGGUUAAUUCUGUUUGGCCGCGCGAUUGGUCCGAGGAUAGUGACAUAAAACGUCCUGAAGUUCAAAAAUAUUGCCUAAUGGGGGUCAAAGACAGUUUCACAGAUUUCCAUGUCGAUUUUGGUGGCACAUCUGUGUGGUAUCACGUACUACGGGGAGAAAAAGUGUUUUAUUUAAUCAGGCCGACACCUGCAAAUUUGCAGUUGUACCAGCACUGGAUGUGUAGUUCGACGCAGAGCGAAACAUUUUUUGGUGAUCAAGCGGACGCGUGUUACAAAUGCGUUAUAAAACAAGGUCAGACCAUGAUGAUCCCAACAGGAUGGAUACACGCUGUAUUAACACCGAUCGAUUCUUUGGUUUUCGGUGGAAAUUUUGUACAUAGUCUUAACAUUCCAAUGCAAAUACAAAUAUACGAAUUAGAGAAAAAAAUGAAGACCCCUGCCAAAUUUCAGUAUCCUGGUUUUGAGACCAUCAACUGGUUUGCAGCAAAAAAAUUGUUGAAAGAAUUGAAAGAAUUAAAUAACGAGGGGAAAAAGUGUCCGACGUAUUUAUUACAGGGUGUUAAAGCGUUACUCAGUAUUCUCAAACAAUGGAACACAGAUAAAGAUAGUUUACUUCUAUUUCAGUAUAAUAUGAUCAGCAGGGGUCAAAUACCGGAAACUAUAAAUAGUCAGAAAUUGUUAAAAGAUUUUAGUAAAGAAAUUCGACACGCUGAACGAUACUUGAUAUCCUUAAAUCCUCCGAAGCCGGAAAGAGAAAGUAAACGUAAGAAAAAGAAACCGUUCAAUAAGGAUUUCGUAGAUUACGACGUUGCUGACAGAAUGGCUAAUAAUCCUUUUAAAGCGACGUUAAAAGAGACGAACAAAGUGGAACCAACGAUAAGUGAAUCACCGUCGUCCGGCAGACCGCCGCUUAAAUUAACUUUACCGAAACCUAUCAUGUAUCCUUAUGUUAAAAAUCAGAAUUCAUUGUCGGAAGAGAAAAAUGUCCCUCCUGGUAGCAAGCGAUCGUCAAAACCGGGAAAACAGAGUCCAACUGUAAUAAGAUUUAAGCUUGGUAAUAAUGAAGUCGUGAGAAGUACACACGACAAUGUAAAUGUAUACAAUAGUUUAGCUUCGGAUCAUCCUCUUGGAACAUCGAAAGAAUUAACAUGGAAGCAGACCUCUAUUUACGAUUUCCACGAUGGUAGUAACGAAAGCGAUUACGGUCGGUUCACGAUCGAUGAAUCGCCUAAACGAAAGAAAACGCCGAAAAGUAAUGCCCAGAAACGGUUAAAACGGGAUUACGACGGGGACGUCGACGUUUUAACAGACGCGCCCAAAAAUGGUAUCGAGGAAUUGUUGAAAGCCUCGGCUUAUACCUUAGGAAACAAUGCCCAGAGAUUAGAUGUAACGACUUCAGUGAUUCCACAAUACAAUCAACCAAUGCCACCUCCCAGUGGUUCUGGCAGGGCAUCUCCGUCAACGCGGGAAGCGAUCGCUGGGAUGUUAUCGUUCAGCGAGCAAUGCUAUUCAACCACGUCGAAUAAUACUUCGAAAUCGACAAAAACUGGUAAAACUCAACGCGAUGACGACGACGACGAUCAGUCGAUAGAAAAUAUUGAUAAAGUUCAUCAGGACGAUGAUUUCAUUUACCCAGCUUUAGACGCUUCAGACGACGAGGAUUAUAUUUUUAAGCCCAAAGCGAAAAGUCAGAUAGACGAAGCAUGGAAUCCAAAGGCCAGGGUGGGACCUCUCUUGCCAAAAACGAAUCGUCCGGCUCGAGAAGGCGUAAAGAAAACAUCCGUUGAGAAAGGAUUGGAAGCAGCGGCAGCAAAACGCGCGAAGCAAUCGGACGAUUAUCUGGAUAACAACAUGGAUAAGGGAUCCAAAAAGAAAUUGAAUACAACUAAACGGACAUACAAUAAAAAGAAGCCGAAAAAUUCAUCCGUAACAUCGGCAAGUAGUGCAUCGACCGCGUCUUCAGAAAAUACCACAAAAACGAGCGUUGGUUUCGGUUCGAUACUAACCAGUCCUAAUAGGCUUAAAGACGUUAAAGCAAAACUAGCAGCUCCAAUUCCAGUUGAACGAAAACCAAAGAAAGGAAUGAAAACGGCUAAGCAACGCUUAGGAAAAAUUUUAAAACUUCAUAAAAUGAUGCAUUAAACGUAGGUAAAAGAUAUACAGCGAAAUAAACUAAACAUCACAUCAUUUUCUUUUUCAUUUGUGUACAAAAAUCACGCACGCAAUUUGGUGUACAUUGCUAUGUAAAUAUAUUCUACACGUUAAGAUAGUAUAUCUAUCUUAAGAAUCUAGGUUUUAUAAUUAUGAUCAUUUUGUAACGAAAUAUUUAUAUUUAUUAUCAUAUUAUUUAAUUUUAAGGCAAUAUACAGUAUGUUUUGAUACUUGACUACUUCAGUAAGGCAUUGUUGAGAUCGCGGUCACUUACCGAGGUUUUUCCUAAUUGUACAAUUUAAUUCUGAACAUUUAUUUGAUAUGAGCUCGAAAGAAAAUUUUGUCAAUCUAUGAAUGUAAAGAGGCUGUAGUAUAUUAAAUCUUUUUCAAAUUAGGUAUUUAAUGGUUGUAAUAAAUUUCGUACAUCAAAAAUAAUCGUAUAUCGAUUAGUCGAAAGAACUAAUUCAAAUUUUUAUCUGAUCGUGGAUUAUUUAUUAUACUUAGUAUUCGUACUAACGUAUAAUGAGAUUAAAUUUAUUUUCAUUAAUUGAUUUUACAUUAACAAUAAAUUUUUUCCCGCAGUUGUCUUAUUUAAAGAAAAAUAAGACGGCAAUAUAUUUUAUAAUAUGACUUCUAUUUUUGUCAAUAAGAACGUUUAUUUAAUUUGUUUUUUUUUUUGUUUUUAAUGUACUUUUUUUUAUAAUUCUAAUUAGCCAGAUAGAUCAGUAAGUAAUACGACAGUUUGUAUAUAUGAUGUCUUAUAUUGUGACCUUACAUUGUACAUACAUACAUACAUAUAGACACACAUAUUAAAGCAUUAACUUUCUGUCUCAUAAAAAUUUGUCAAUAAUACAACCAGCAAAUUAUAUCAGUGAUCAAUUGAUAUACUUGUUAAUUGUAAAAUGUUACAACGGAAGUAAUAUACAUCGAUGAAAUGCAAAAGAUAAUACGUUAAAAGCAGCGUAUUGAUAUUGUUAACUUUUUUUUAAUAAAUUCGAUUUUUAUCGACAGUAGUGACAUCCUUAAUACAAAAUUCAAAGUGAUGUAGUUACAUUUUUCAUGUAACCUUUAUAUUUUUAAAUAAGCGUUCAACUAAUAAUUCGAUGAAUAUUUCGUAAUUCCCGCUAACAAUAAGCGGAAAAUUUAAAAGUGUUCGAGCGCAUGCGCGCGAUUGCCAGUGAUCAGCAGUGCUCAAUGAUACCUCGUCUGGUGCUGAUCGUUUUGUCAAACUCGUCAUUAACCUGACGUGUUUUCGCGAGAACGUCUUACAACCGUCCCUUUUUGUAUCGUUUAUUGAUAUCGUGUACAAAUAUAUAUUUCGAUUGUAUCGGAAACAUCUGUGUUCGCUUUAGUGACAAGUUCUAGUUUUUUUAACAAAUUUUUCGUUAGAAUUCAUAGUGUUAUUCGUAUGUUACAUACAAUAAAAUAUAAAACUUGUAGUUGUCGAUUCGUGAACAGAUCGUGAAAUAGUGAAUCAAUACGAAAAGGAAAAUUGUAAUGUGCGAUAAUACCGACUGAAAUUUCGAUCGUUUCUUUUCGACCGCGUGGAAUAUUCAAGACGCCAUCGCGUGUACUUGACGUUUACAAGGCAAGAUGAGGCCGUGUUGCUGGAGCUGAGACCGCCUCGCAGGCUGCGAAAGACGCAAGGUCCGCAUCCACGAGCGAUCACCAAAAAGUAAGAAAAAGCUGAAAUAUCGUCUCGCGUCUUGUCUUUUCCACGCUACGAAACGUCUAAAAGUAAACUAGCGAAAGACUAGCGAAAAUAUCAAGAAAGACAGAAAGUGGGAAAAGACGUACGAAAGGCAGGCGGGCGAUAGGCGGUCAAAAGUGAGAGAGAGAGUUUUUGAGCGAAGGAGAGAAAGGGUGAGAGAGAAAGGGGAAUAAAGGCAAAGCGUGUACGCAAAAGAUCCACGAUCUUAGAUCGUAGAGCAAGAACGAAAAGUGGAAACAAAGAAGGAGAAGGAGGAGGAAGAGAAGGAGGCAAAGAAGGAAAAGCGAGGAGGUGGAAUAAGAAGAAGGAUGUUUUGAAAAGUAUCGAUUGCUAAGAGAUUCGGUGCCGUAGGGUUUGUUUUCUGUUAAACGGUACAGACGAAUCGAGCGCAACAGUUUCGAAGAAACUGAUACGAAAGAAAGAGGGUGGUGUGAUCGCGAGAUAAAGUCGUGCUGAAAACGAAAAA